AUGAUCUUCCAUCAUUCGCAUACAUGCAUUCUCGGUGCGUUAUUCCUGGCAGCCGUCUGCACGGCUGAGAUCAAGUUGUAUUACACAGUGCCCAGCAUCGUUCCCCUGGAUGCCACACCUUUAGAUUCCACUCCAGUGGGAGUAUCGUUGGAGUUCUUCAUGUGGCCAUCCUACAUGACGAACGUCACGCCUUCGGUGUCUUGCAUGUCUCGCAUAUCUGAGAUUUAUGGCAAGAAAACGCCCAUCCGCAUCGGUGGCACAACCCAGGACCGCGCCACCUACGACCCAUACUUUGAUGACUACGUAUUCUAUAGGGUGGCAGAUCCUUUGAAUGCACCUGAUACCUUGAUCUACGGGCCCAAAUUUUGGGACUUGAUCAGGUUCAACCGUGGUGACGAUAAUCAAACCAACACGUAUCUCGCUGUCCAGGAGGCCAAGAAGAGGGCGCUUGAUCAUCUGUGGGCUAUUGAGCUGGGUAAUGAGCCAGAUGGUAUCGAAGCCCGAAUUCCACCUGGAUGGCUGCAGACCACUUGUCAUACUAACAUACGAGCCGUGAUAGUCUACAUCUGGGCGCACAAACCCGAUGCCGUGAGCCCAUGGAAUGCCAGCCAGGAAGGACUCGAUGCAGCCAACUGGGCUCAGGGUUUCAUUGACGUGUGGAAGUCACCACUUCCCAUUCUCACUGCCGGUUCCUAUGCUGUGGCUUAUGCUGAUAACCCCGAAUGGCCCAAUACGGACUAUCUCAUCCACACGGCUUACAACAACACCGUCAAAGCUGCGGUCAAAUACUAUUCUGGCCAUCUCUAUGCGGCGCCGCCCGGAAACAACACCUUGGCGAUAGAAAUGAACCACGCUAAAACAGUCUCCGAUCUGGCUGUCUUGGGGGAGAGGGCCUCAACUGCUGCGUCCAUCAAUUCCUCGUAUAUUCUUGGCGAGACAAAUUUCCAUCCCUACGAUGUAGACAUGGAUGCGACAUUCGGCGCUGCCAUAGCCGCACUGGACAAAUCCAUGCGGGCCGUCACCUUGGGUAUUCAACGUCUGUUCUUUCAUCAGGGAACAAUCAACCAGGCCCUCUUUAAUUGGUGGUCCGAGGCUCACAUCAAUGCACCUUACUAUGGGGGAUACUUUGCUGCCCUUGCACUAGCCGGAGGUGACCAUAUCAUCGAGUUGGACUCGGGCAACAGCUCGCACGCUCAGUAUGUCAUAUACAGCCACGGAUGCCCCAUCAAAGCCAUCCUGGUGAACACCGAUUAUUUUUCCGGUAGCGGCGUGCGAAGUUGCAGCAAAAUCACCCUCAAUGGCCUUUCGGCGGGCUCCCAGGUCAGAACUCUGCGAAUGACAGCCGCAUCAAGUGAUGUGACUACGAACGAUCCUGGAAUAUAUCCCACCAUUGGAGGUCAGCACUUUUCCAAUGUCGACUGCUCUUCUGUCGGUGACUUGAAGUACGAAAGGGGCGCCGUGCGCGGGGGUCAAGUGACGCUCACUGUCGCCGCCUCGGAAGCGCUGCUGGUAUACUUGUGA
Messenger RNA from Penicillium diatomitis, 1521 nucleotides. Its product is annotated as glycosyl hydrolase family 79 C-terminal domain-containing protein. Bases 1 to 1521 code for a protein of 506 amino acids. NCBI's taxonomy places the organism in Eukaryota, Fungi, Ascomycota, Eurotiomycetes, Eurotiales, Aspergillaceae. The record is from RefSeq and is a predicted model, not a curated record. The transcript has 6 exons.